CACAUACCUCCUUGUCCUCCUCAUUUUCCACUCCAUUUUCCUCGAAUCCCGAGCUUGCCACCCUACGGAUAGAGAGGCUCUCCUCGAUUUCAAGAGAAGAAUCACUGCCGAUCCCUCGAAAUUGCUUGAGUCCUGGAUUCCUGACAAAGAUUGUUGCACUAGAUGGGCGGGAAUCGCGUGCGACACUUCAACGGGUCGAGUCCUGAAUUUGACCUGUCCAGGGCGUGAUUGGGACUCUGAAACGGGGCCCAUAGACACCUCAAUGUCUGGGACAUUGUCACCGUUUAUAGGGAAUAUAUCUUCUCUUCAAGUUCUUGAUUUGGGGAAUCUAAAGGAGUUAAAGGGGCGCAUCCCGUUUGAAUUAGGCAAGCUUGCGCUACUUGUUUUUGGACUCAAAUGGUCUUGAAGGGUUAAUCCCGAGCUCCAUUGAGGGGUUGAGUAUGCUACAAAUCCUCGUUCUUGGCAGGAACCAUCUCACGGGCCCGAUCCCCCAAAAUCUUUUCAACAGAUUGACAUCUCUCUCAGAAGUCUCGCUGGAGUGGAACAUGUUGUCUGGACCGAUACCGGCCUCGAUAGGAAAAUUGGUGGAGCUAAGAUACCUCAAUUUGAACAACAACAAAUUGAGCGGAAGAGUGCCUGAGUCCAUCGGAAGGCUUCAAAACCUCCAAACACUGGACAUGUCAGAAAACCAACUAUCCGGGCCCAUACCAAACUCAAUUGGAAACCUAUCCAAUCUCACAAAAUUCAAUCUCGGCUACAAUCGCCUCAGCGGAAGCAUCCCACCGUCCAUCGGAAACAUGAAAUCCCUCAAAUCACUCGGGCUAUCCGACAACGCACUCUCCGGCCCGAUCCCUAACUCCAUCGGCAAGCUACAGAGGGUUAAAAGUGUGUAUAUGAAAAACAACAAUCUGAGGGGCAACAUUCCCACAAGCAUUGGCGACAUGACUCUCCUGGAAGAAAUACAUCUCUCCAACAACAGCUUCACCGGCAAAAUCCCAGCAACCCUAUCCAGACUUGACAACUUACUCGACCUAGACCUAUCCAAAAACGGGCUUUCCGGCCCGAUCCCGCCCAUCCGCAAACUCAAUUACCUAGACCUUUCCUCCAACCCUCUAUCCCUCCGCGCAAUUCCUCCAUGGCUACAACAACUUCCCCUCGUCACACUCAACCUCAGCCAGACGGGCCUCGUGGGGCAGCUGCCCGAGUGGCUAUCCUCAUCGACAUUGUCGUCACUCGACCUCUCUGCCAACUCCCUCACCGGAGAACUCCCCGCCUGGAUCGGAAACAUCACAAGGCUAUCGUUCUUCAGCCUCUCCAGAAACCAAUUCAACUCAUCAUUCCUUCCUCAAAUCCGUAACCUCUCUAAGCUUUUUCAUCUUGAUCUCUCACACAACAACUUUUCCGGAGGAAUCGGAGAAUUUGGCACUAUGGCCUCUCUGUCUCAUCUCAUUCUCUCUCAUAAUCCGUUGCGAGGCAAGAUUCCGGAAUCUUUGGGGAAAUUGGGGUAUCUCUAUGCACUGGAACUCCAAGGAAACGGUCUGUCUGGGGAGAUUCCCAAGGAGCUGGCCGAGGCCAACAAUCUGCGUAUUGUUAAGCUGUCGGAAAACGGCUUGAGCGGGGAGAUUCCAGAGGGAAUCUUGAAUAUUGAGUUGCUCAAGGAGUUUGAUGUUUCCAGGAAUCGGUUGAGUGGGAAGAUUCCGCACCAUAAAAUCAAGUUGCCUGCUUCGUCGUUUGCUGGGAAUCCUGGUCUAUGUGGAGACCCCCUUGCUCCCUGCAAAAACUAA
Salvia splendens (bonfire salvia) is the source of this 1784-nucleotide messenger RNA. RefSeq names its product LRR receptor-like serine/threonine-protein kinase SIK1. The transcript has a single exon. Gene Ontology annotation, molecular function: protein binding. The record is from RefSeq and is a predicted model, not a curated record. NCBI's taxonomy places the organism in Eukaryota, Viridiplantae, Streptophyta, Magnoliopsida, Lamiales, Lamiaceae. The coding region runs from base 441 to 1784 and encodes 447 amino acids.